AUGACCGAUACGAGUAGAUUCACGGGGACAAUUAUAAUGGAACCAUCGUAUCCGUCCUACGUUAAUAUUGCCCCGAAGGCCAAAACCAGAAGUAUGAGCCACCUGGCACCAACACCUGAACAUAAUCGGUCGGUCAGUUAUGAAGAAACGACGACAGCAUCUACGAGUACAGAUUCCGUUCCUUCCGUUCGGAUCAGAUCAGAAAGUUCCCAAAUUUCGAUGGAUUCUCCUGUUCCCGCAUCAGAGAAAUGCGUGGCCGCUUACGAGUAUGAGGCUCAGAGGGAGGACGAACUGGCAUUGCCUAUCGGAUCAAUUUUGAGAGUUAUAAAAUAUGAAACGCAGGAAGAUGGUUGGUAUCUUGGUUCACUCGACGGAAAAGUUGGGAUGUUCCCGGCGAAUUAUGUCAGAUUACUGCCAGCAGAAGAGAGUUUGGUGGGAUUCCAUGCAGAUGAUAUCAGUCUACCUGAGGAAAAUAAGACGCUAGAAGACUUCAGAAUAGGUCACGGCGCUACUGCAACAGUAUUCAAAGUAGAUUUGAAAAUCAAGAAAUCUCUAGAUAAAGGAGCAAUGGGUGAUGUCUCGAGUUAUCAGAUGAAAGCAGCUUUGAAACGAUUCAACAAGCACACGUAUAAUUCUCGUGGAGAGCAUAUGACAGAUGCUGAACAAUUGGAAAUGCUAAAAAGAGAAGCCAAUCUGGUGGACGGACUCUCCCAUAACAACAUUGUCCGAUUGCUAGGAAUCUGUCUGGAAGAUCCAUAUUUUGGGCUGCUUCUAGAACUUUGUGAAGGCUCUUCCCUGAGGACAGUGUGCAGGAGUAUGAAUUCAGAUAGUUCCAUACCGCUAGGAGUAUUAGUAGAUUGGGCAAAACAAGUGGCUCAAGGAAUGGAAUAUUUAACAAAAGAAGGAUAUGUUCACAGGGAUUUAAAAGCUGAUAAUGUUCUCGUGAAAGAGGAAGUAUGUCUUUGCAUGGAUGAGAUAACAAUGAAAUACGAAUGGUGUACAAAAUGUGGUAGAAGACCUCUGGAUAAAUUGCAACUGAAAAUAACAGAUUUCGGAGUGACAAGAAAGAUGACAGCAGAUGCAAAUAGAUUCAGUACUGCUGGUACCUACGCCUGGUUGGCACCCGAAGCAUUCCGAGAUGGUGCAUGGUCGGAAUCGUCAGAUGUCUGGUCAUACGGAGUCGUAUUAUGGGAAUUACUCUCGAGAGAAGAUCCAUAUCAAGGACAAAUUCCCGCUACCAUCGCAUUUCAAAUUGUCAUGCGGGGACAAAGUCUGAUUAUUGAUGAAAACUGCCCAACACAGUGGAAGAAUAUUAUGCAAAAAUGCUGGAACCUAGACCCAACAAAGCGACCGAAAUUCUCAGCACUUGCUGUAGAAUUUAAAGAAUACGCCAAAGAAUUAGAAGCAGUCACCCAGUUGCAGAGAGCCCCGUCCAAAAUGGCUGUCAAGGAGAUUUACACAGAAUGCAAUAAUUCGAAGGGUAAAGAAGAAUUGGAAAAAAUGUUCAACGAUUUAUAUGUGAGCACAAACAUAUCGGACAUCCAUCGAGCGGAUCGACGAUCUAUCGCUCCGGAGACAAAAGCAAGAAAGCUGAAACAUCUACCGAAAGGAAAGAAAUUGGAAAUUACGGGACCAAUGGGAGACGUAGUUCAUCUUGUAUCAGUUCAGUUGGAUAAAUCAAAUGAGAAGAAGUUCAAGAUCAAUUACAAUGACGAAAACUACAAUGGAGGAACUCUUCCACGUCUCAACGAUCGUCAGUCAUCUCUAUCAUUGAGUAGUCCAGACCUACAUCAUAUACAAGAUAUUAUCAGUGGAUCUAACACUGUAGGACGCAAUCGAAUUUCAAGGAAAAAUGCAAUUAGAUUGAAGAAAGCUCAUCCAAAUAUGUACGAUUCACAUUUAUCUUCGCCUACCAAUGACGACUCGAACACGUUUGCGAAAAUAGACAAUGCAGAUGAGAUAGAUCCAAGUCACACGAAAGAGAAGAAAGUAGGAACAUUUUCAAGGGCUUGGGCAAAGUUACCAUGGAAAACUGCAAAAAGAGAUUCAAAGGAAGAGCAUGAUGAAAGAGCAACAGCUGGGAGUAUAUCGAGUCGAUCGAGUUCUACAACUUCAAGCAAUCGGAUAAUAACUGGACAGACUACUCGUGGAGCAGCUGCUCUUCCAUUCCUGGAAGCAGGUACACGAUCACGAGCACAGUCUGCAGCUGAUUGUUGGGAUGAUUCAAAUUCAAAUAAAAAAUGCAAAGCAUCACCUAAUGGUAAAGGACCGGUGAAGCAAACAAAUCUAACUGAGCGAUUUGUCAAAGACAAUGAGAAAGAUUCCGAAAUUCGUCCUGGACAUCUUCCUACUUAUCAUCGGAAGAGCGCACUAGACCAGACGAUUCCACCAAGUCCGAAUUCUCCUGAUUCUCUUAUCAACUUCCCUCCAAUGCACGUUUCAUCUCGACGAACAACUGCAAAUUCAUCAUCAGAUGGAGCCACUUGUUACGAACAACUAGUAACGAACCCAUCAGGAGCAGGCCAUGGACUAAGGAAUCCUAUCAUUCAUCCAUCUCUUUCUGACAUCAUUCCUACAUAUUCCGAAGAGCAGACACACUACGAUAUGGGUCCGGGUAGAUAUUUGGAAAGAAAUGGGCAUUCGAAUCAAGGAUUAUAUGGACACAUAAACUACUCAGGAGCUGGUCACGGGAGACCUAAUCAGUCAACUCACUACUAUCCGGUUGGAGGUGGUUGCGAUAGUUACAUACCGAUUUCUCCAAAAGUUGUGAUGAAGCCAACAGUAGGGGAAGUGAACAACUCGCCGUAUUCUGACAACUUCCGAAUGAUGACGAGAAAUGUUCAAAAUCCACAGUAUAUUCAGUGUAAGCAAGACAAGAAACCGCCAAUGCGAACACCGGCUUUACCAAUCAAAAUUCAAUCAGAAAGUAACCUUGUAAAUACUGGAAUGCUCUACUCAUCCCGACCAGAACAUCUGAACGGAAUAGAAAACAGUCUAAGCUCUUUGUCCCUGAACGAGGCACCUGAUAUUCCGGCUCCUCCACCUCCACGCAUUUCAAUGUCCCCUCCGACUCGUCUUGCUCCAGUCCUUCCUCCUCGAGAUGGCUCCUUAUCUCCUGAUCCUAGACGAAUCAUGGAUAAAGAAAUUCUGAAAACAGCAGAAGUCGGCGGAACUGAAAUCUUCUGA
This is a messenger RNA of Caenorhabditis remanei, 3186 nucleotides long. RefSeq lists its product as uncharacterized. Gene Ontology annotation, biological process: cell surface receptor protein tyrosine kinase signaling pathway; protein phosphorylation; positive regulation of kinase activity. Gene Ontology annotation, molecular function: transmembrane receptor protein tyrosine kinase activity; ATP binding; protein binding. Lineage: Eukaryota; Metazoa; Nematoda; Chromadorea; Rhabditida; Rhabditidae. The transcript is spliced from 18 exons. The record is from RefSeq and is a predicted model, not a curated record. Gene Ontology annotation, cellular component: signaling receptor complex. The coding region runs from base 1 to 3186 and encodes 1061 amino acids.